This is a messenger RNA of Phycomyces blakesleeanus NRRL 1555(-), 456 nucleotides long. It is a transcript of the gene ATP19, whose product is annotated as ATP synthase subunit K ATP19. Lineage: Eukaryota; Fungi; Mucoromycota; Mucoromycetes; Mucorales; Phycomycetaceae. The record is from RefSeq and is a predicted model, not a curated record. The transcript has 2 exons. Gene Ontology annotation, biological process: proton motive force-driven ATP synthesis. The coding region runs from base 35 to 247 and encodes 70 amino acids.
AAAAAGACCAAAAAAAAAUAACUUCAUUUCAAUAAUGGCUGGACACUACGUUAUCGCUGGCAAGAAGGUUCCUUUCCACAUCCUUUCCAUUGGAUUUAUCUCUGCCUACGCUAUUGCUGGUACUGCUUAUGCCAUGAAGCCCAAGCCUGCCCAGCCUGCUACUCCCCCAAUCAAGGCCAGCUCUUCCGACGAGGAGGCUUUCAUCAAGCAGUUCCUUGCUGAGGCCGAGGCUGGUGAGAAGCUUUAAAAAAAAAUGGAAAAAAAAAUUAUCAGUGAAGGGUUGUUUCCUACUUUUUUUUUCUGUCCGAAACGAACGAAUAAGCAAGAAAGCAAGCAAGAACGUAUCCUACGAAUCUACGCACCUUACACACACACAUACACACACACUUGCAAAAAAAAAACUUUUUUUUUUUGGUUGAUCGAAUAAAAAAAAAUCACACACAGAUUAAAGUAAAU